AAACGUUAUCAGGCAAUUAUUUUUAUUUGUUACAUAUCCAGACUUUGGCCAGACAGCUUUAAGACUUGAUAAUAAUUUCAAGAUAGAUUUUAUGUAUUAUGUUACUAGGUACUUACUAUGCCGUUACCAACUAACGUUAAACUAUAGACUUAGUAUAUACUAAGUCUAUGCGUUAAAUGCGUCUUGUGUUGACUGUUGGUCUUAGAGUAUUAAGCCAGAAAGGAGUCGCCUUUACGCGCGUCCCCCUCUGUCAAAGUACGAACCCGCUGGACAUACCCGUUAUAUAAAACUGUUUCUCGACCCUUCCGCGCCAUUCCGGUACGACGCUUGUUAGUGUAAAGAGCUCCGACAAAAAUGACUGGAUGCAGUGUAUUCGGCUGUAAAAAAAGGUCUGACACAUCGAGUGUACAAAAAGACAACGUGACAUUUCAUCUAUUUCCAAAAGACCCUAUCCGUCGACAACAAUGGAUAAAAGCUUGUGAAAAUCACAGAACAUGGCUACCCAAACGUACAAGUAAAGUUUGCUCCGAUCAUUUUGAUACGUCAUGUUUCUUGUUGCUGGCUAACAACAAAAGAAAAUUAAAGGAAUCAGCAACACCUACUUUUAAAUUACCAAAUGCUGACUUCGAAAAACCAACCGAUUGCCAACCAGCGAAAAAAAUGAGAUUUGAGUCUGAAACCUCGGCUAGUUCACCACCCCACUCAUCAACUUUUCGCUCUGAGUUAUCAACAAAUCAUGUUUCACCUACUACAAGUACUAAUGUUUCUUGUUAUAAAUUGGACCAAGAAACACCACGAAAACGGAAAUUAAGAAGAAUAUUAGUUCAAAAAAACAAACAAAUUAAAAGACUUCAGUCGAAAACACGAUAUUUAAAAAAGAAAGUUGCUAGUUUAAAAGAAAUACUUGAUGAAAUAUCUUGCUUCUGA
This is a messenger RNA of Pieris rapae (cabbage white), 927 nucleotides long. RefSeq names its product THAP domain-containing protein 2-like. Bases 355 to 927 code for a protein of 190 amino acids. The record is from RefSeq and is a predicted model, not a curated record. NCBI's taxonomy places the organism in Eukaryota, Metazoa, Arthropoda, Insecta, Lepidoptera, Pieridae. The transcript has 5 exons.